CCCAUUCCCACGCCGCCGCCGCCGCCGUCGCAUCCUCGCCCAUCUCCGCCGCGGCGCCAUGCUCCGGCUGCGAGGCUCCAUCCUCGCCCAUCUCCUCUCUUCUUCUCCAGCCACCUCUCCCGCAUCCCCUCUCCGCCGCCUCCUCUCUGCCUCUGCCGUAGCGCCGGCCAUCUCCCCAAGCGCCGGAUUCGCCGCGGAGGAGUACCUCGUCUCCACCUGCGGCCUCAGGCGAGAACUGGCCCUCAAGGUCUCCGCCAAGAUCUCCCACCUCAAGUCCCCAGCUAAUCCCGAUGCCGUCCUCUCAUUCCUCGCCGGCCUGGGUCUCUCCACCACCGACGCCGCCGCCCUCAUAGCCAAGGACCCGCUUUUCCUCUGCGCCAGCGUUGAGAGGACCCUGGCGCCCGUCGUCGUCGAGCUCACCGCGCUCGGUCUGUCGCACUCUGAGAUCGCGCGCCUAGCCUCACUCAGCGGCCGCCAAUUCCGCUGUAGAUCCAUCGUCUCCAAACUGCACUACUACCUUGGCCUCGUCGGCUCCUCCCACACCUUCCUCCGGGUUAUGAGGUUCUGCAAUGUCUUCUCAUACAGCCUCGAGAGGGUGGUCAAGCCCAAUGUGGCUUUCUUGAAAGAGUGCGGGCUAGAUGAUUGUGAUAUUGCCUGGUUGUGCAUCUCAACACCGAGGCUGCUCACCACCGACCCGAUGCGUGUCCAGACGAUGGUGACACGCGCUGAAGACAUAGGUGUGCCCCGUCGCUCUGGGAUGUUCAGGCGGGCUCUUAAUGUUGUUGCCUUUCUCUCUAAGGAGGAGAUCACAGCCAGAGUGGACUACUUAAAGAAAACGUUCAGGUGGACGGAUGCUGAGGUGGGCAUUGCUGUUUCGAAGGCUCCCACGGUGCUGGGAAGGUCCAAGGAAUCGCUUCAGCGCAGGUCCGAGUUCCUCAUCUCCGAGGCGGGCUUGCAACCGGCUUACAUUGCUCAACGGUCGGUAAUACUCGGUCACAGCCUGGAGGGCCGGCUCAGGCCCCGGUACUACGCUGUAAAGUUUCUCAAGGAAAAUGGAUUGCUCAGGCGUGACCCAAGCUACGAUACAAUUGUCAAGCUGACCGACAAGGUAUUCAGGGAGAAAUUCAUAUACCCUCACAAGGAAGCUGCACCACACCUCGAAGAGGACUAUGAUGCCGCUUGUAAAGGGGAAGUGCCGACUAAUUUCAGAUUCACAUGAGCCAGGAACAAGCUAUGAUAUAGCUAUGUGUUGCUUGUCCGCUGCUCAGAGAAGAAACCAUGGACUGAUUAUGAACAUUUUUGUCACCGUUCAUGUUUUUAAACACUCGUAUUGGAGCUAAGUAAGUGUGAGAUCAGGCCAUUAUGCAACACAUUAGAAUUUCAAUUCAAGUUAGCUGCUGGUACAUUGAGACAAUGAGCCAAGGUUUUUUGGAAGCAGCUGGAGGGGAUGUUGCCUCGUGUGUUAGCAUUUCCUAUUUAGGGCCCAAGGUUAAUUCACCUGGCUUUAGUUUAUUAUAUUUUUUCAAUUAUGAUUUGAUAUAAAAAAAUAAUUUGAUUUGCUCAUACAAAGAUUCAUAGCGACCUUUUUUUUCUUUUUCUUUAACUAACCAACCAAAUAUAUAUAUGUAUGCAUUCAACUAUGGAAAGUGUCUGGAAGUGAGUUCUCCUUUAUUUGUAUCGAUUUGGAGCCAUUGGUCAUACUGGAAAUACCUACUGGGCUGCAUGAUAAAAUGUGCAGGGCUCACAUCUGUACGCUUUCUCUAAAGAAAAUAUCAAACUCUCACAUGGAGGGGGGUUGGCAUCAUUUAAGUUUAAGUAAGUAAAUUUAGGUGCCUCUGUUCAUUUUUAUGCUAGUAAAUAGUAAUGCUAUUGAGACAAUGGAGAAGCACUUGCUGCUAGUGAUGUUAUCGAGACAAAGAAGCACUAAUUUUGUACUGUGUUUACUGGUAGUUUGUAUCAGUUUAUUUAUUUAUUUGUCUCAUGUAUGGCUGAUUCUUUUCUUGGGGCAUCUGAUCUCGAAACUGGCUAGUUGAGUAGUAGGCUAGUAGCAUUUCUUUUAUUGCCAAUUUGUAUACACUACGUAACAGAUAUUUCAAGUGCCCUGGUAUUCGUACCAGGUAAGCAAAUCGAUGCUUGUAUGGUAUGGUGCUGAAAAGCAGAGGGCAUUUGAUACAAUAAGGAAACUUAUGUCAUGGCAACCUUAAAAAGCGUCAUGACAUUACCAUGUUAAUUUCUGCCAUAUCGUUUAGCUAAUUUUAUUCCAUAUGAGCACUAUCUACAUAGAUACUGAGGGCAUCGUUAUCCCUUGGCAUAAUUUUUUACGAUAGUAAAGUGGUCUUAUGAACCAUCCUUUUUCGCAAAUUUCUAUCUGGAAAGUCGUAAUCGAAAAAGGAAAAAGCUGUGUGAGGAUGGUCAUAUAUUGGUUUGUUCCUGAUGUGAGGCUGUAGUAGUUGAAAGAAAUGAGAUCUCAGGUGUGUACUUGUAGUAAGGCAAAGGAGAUGGUCUAUGCUAAUACUGGCGAAGAGAUGUGAUUUAAAGAUCAACUGUGUGUCCCUUCUCUGGUGCUUUUUGAAAUUGUAGAAACAAGAUUAAUGAAAUCUAGGUGAGGGGAACGGGUCGAAUGAUGAAGUGACUUACCACCAGGUGAGAAGAUGAAGGGCUGGGCAAUAGAAGCAUGCUGAUUUACUGAAUGUGGAUGGUGCUUUUUUUCUUCUUCUAGGAAACGAGACGAAACAUGGCGGCAAUGGCUUGGCUGUACUAUACAUUAUUCUGAAGGCUCUGUUAGUUGAUGACGCCUUGAAGCUUCAGCAACAAGUAUGGCCUGACAAUGCAUGAGUUUUAUUCAGGGAAGCUCCUACUUUUCUCUUUUUUGCAUCUUGCAAGUUGAGUAAUCCUUCUAGUAUUGUACUAUAGCUUUGAAUAAACUAGCAGCAUCUGGUGCUUUAAUCAAUUUUCUACAUUUUGGUGCAUCUUCACUUGGAUGUAAACAAUCUGAACAAGUCACUCAUGCAUGUAAAAUGUCGGCGGUAUGUAAAUUUUGUACUCUGAAGUCUGAACUCUGAAUUUCAAUCAGAGCUGAACGUUAGCCAUGAACCUUUCAAACUUCAUGUGUGAACUUGAAACUUAUUAUACCCAAAAAGUUGCCAGCAGCUAAUAGGCUAAGCUUUUAUUUACGAUUUCACUUCAGUCUCUUCAGAGCCACAACUAUUAUACAGAAAAGAGUAUCAACAUUUUCCAUUAUCAUAGCAACAUAUGUAUGACAAGAGUUCUUUUAUGUUUUCAGAACGCUGGGACUGGUCUUAACUAAUUAUGAUGAGAAAUCACUUUCUUAUCUUAAAUACAUCAGUGAUUAUAGGAUUUUCUUUCUCCUGUCGUUUUCAUAAAUGUCCAAUUUAGUGUAUUAAAAUAGGCAUAUGUUCAUAUAGGUUCGCCAAAAGGGAAGUGUCAUUUUUACAUUGUCAGCAGAUAAAACUGUUUUACAUUGAAGUCUAAAGCAUGCAUUUAGUAUCUAAUGUAUUGAAGGCACGGUGAUGAAAUCCAAGUGCAAAUGCUAGUUGAUUAGCAUCAUUCUUAUUUCUGCAAUUUAUUUCUCCAACAUUUAUGCAUAUCCAUUUCGAGUAGAUAAAUAAACUUCACUAGUGAACUUACUGCCUGAAGGCAAUGUGCUGAAAGUUGAUAAUGAAAUACAGCUCCUGAAUUAAUCCCGAAAAUUAUAACAAUUAUCUCUAUGGAGCAGAGACGGAAAGACCACCGCGGACGUGAGGACGACCAGGAGAGCGGCACCAACUGGAGGAUGAUGUAGUACUGCUUCUGUUUCCAGAUCAAACUCAGCAAGGUUGUAUACCAACUGAACUUUUACACGAAGAGGAGAGCCUAAUGAUGAGAGAUCAGGGGAUUGAACAGGACUAUAAAUCGAUGAGUCUAAUAAACAGUGGCUGGGUUUGAACAUGGACAGGAAUCUCUUCCUUCCUAGUGGGGAAAGGAACAUGGCGACUGUUGGGGUUGAUGGGACACUUUGGGGGAUCCAGAAGGCCAAAAAAUAUGGCAUGUUUCGAGCUGCGAUCCCAGCGCACUGCUCUUUCAUGUUUGCUACUGGAUUAGCAACCGUUGGAGCUUGGUACAAGUGGAGGGAAAAAGGGGAGGCGUCGCAACAGGGCGCAAAGCUCAUGGCGUCUGAAGCGUUCAUUUUUCUUCCGGAAAGGAGGAUAACUCCCAGCCUCUGCCAUCAAAGCAAUGCACACAGCCAUCCAUGGAGGCAGGAGUCUUCUCUCUUCUGGGUGGCUGUAUUGUAUUGGUAUUGCUCUUCUCUUUUCUAUCUCUUGCGCGCCGUGCCUCUACUACGUCUACGUACCAGCUGGUUCAUCUCCGGUUAAUUUUAUGUUACUGAUGUACAGAAUGAACAACUUUGCUUCCAGGAUUGUAGAAUAGGCUUGAUUGCAAAAAAAUUAUGGUACCAUGGCAAUUCAGGUUACUCUGAAUCUUCCUCCGUGACUUAUACCCAAGUGACCAAGCUAUCUAUAGUA
Molecule: messenger RNA, 4523 nt
Organism: Triticum dicoccoides
Lineage: Eukaryota; Viridiplantae; Streptophyta; Magnoliopsida; Poales; Poaceae
Exons: 4
Coding region: 59-1219 (386 amino acids)
Biological process (GO): regulation of DNA-templated transcription
Molecular function (GO): double-stranded DNA binding
Source: RefSeq, a predicted model, not a curated record